AUGGCACAGGGUCGUGUUGUUCAGGGGCAUGCCAAUGGUGAGAACGUUCCCUUAGGCCUGGCGGAACGCCAAGGCCGCGAGAUUCAACAGUACGAAAGGAUUGUGCGGUUUCAAGAAGCCGUCCUCUCUGGUAACCACCCACACUUCAAACUUCCUCCCCAUCUGAUUGCAUCGGCGCAAUCAUCCGUCCAUCCCAUAGAUGGCACGAUCAAAUCUACUGCGCGUGCCCGCCAGCUUGGGAACUCGCGCUCGUUUUCUGCCAAUGCGCAGCAGCCAGGCGUACCUGUCGGCGCAGCCCAGCCUGUUUUGGGCUCUGAGAAUUCAGCCGCAUCCAAGCCCUUUUCCACAGGCAACACUGAAAUCAACCCUAUUCUACUAGAAAAAUCAGACGAUCUCAUCAAGGCCGAGCUGCAAUUGCAGAGGCAGCGACUAGAGCGAGGUUUGAGGGAGGAGAUUGACCAGCGUCGUGCAGCGACGAAAAGUACAGCACAGGGAGAGCCUCUUGCUGACUUCGACCUUUCUGAUGUUCUGUCAAAAGCUCUGACUCUCGUCCAAGCCAGCUCGGCUCCGGUUCCUGCUGAUGAGAACGUGGGUGCUACUAAUCACGAUACUUCAAGUGAUUCCUUCGACGACAACACGUUCUACUCGUCACAGCAUAAUACUCCCGAGUCGGUUUUAAUUUCUCGCGUCAGAAACGAGUCCGAGGAGGCGAGGGCUCCCGCUGCCCCCGAGUCCCAAAAGCCUCCCAGCGUGCGGACUGAUCCUGCUAGACGCAAUCACACGACGGAUGCCGUACCAGAUUCGAACGCUUACCGACCAUACCCGCCCUACCCCCAAACCGCCGCCCAUGACGAUAGACCCCAAAUCGGUCAGGUCCCCGGGCUAAAUCGCCACGUCGAUGAGAGGGUUGUGCCACAUGGGCCGGUUCAGAAUAAUAGUACGGGCCAAAGCCAAUCUGAUGACUCCGGAAACAUGGAGGUGGAUCAGCUGGAUGUGAACUACAGAGCGGCUCCUCGCCAACAUCUCAGUAACUCCUACCUUGACAGCCACCCCCCUUCUCCCCUCAUGCGAAGGCACGAGCGGUCGCCUCCCCCUCAAACCGCACACAUCUCUCCAUUAACAGCUGCCAGACGACCUGUGCCGCCCGUUGAGCAUGUAUCGAUUUCAUCUACAGGGACACCGGCACAAAUUGCUGCGCUCAGAAGUGGGCCUGCUGCGGUCACGAGCCCAGAAAGCUCACCACAAGGCGGGAAGGCAUCGGAUAAGAAGAAGGGGAAGAAGAAGAAGAGAAAGGCAGACAGGCAAGCGCCAGAGGCCGAAGCGACUCCGUACAUCAAGCCAGAACCCCGAUCUCCAUCACCUAUGAAUGCUCCAUCCUAUAUCCGCCCCAACAAACGCCAGAGAUACGCCCAGCGCCCAGAAGAUGAAACAGGCCUAGAAGCACCGCAGACCAGCAGUGCUCCUUAUGAGCCUUACCCAGGCCGGUUGCAGAGGGAUGAUCGCAUUCCUGUAGGCUAUGAAAGGACUGCUAUCUAUCCCCAACGCGCAGCGAGCGCUGCCGGGGCUGGUGGCCCAGUCUAUGGGAGAGAGUAUACAGACGACCGAUAUGUCUCCGGAGUCCCAUAUUAUAUGGCGCAACCCUCACUUGUUCCAGCUUCCCACCCGGACCAUCACCAAGCGCAACUGAGCUCUCAAAUGAGGCCUAGUGACGGAUACCCACGCUCUUCAUGGCCUUACCAGGGCGCCUACGAUACCCCCCCGAUGAGUGUUCGGCCAGAGAGUGAAGCUUUCUUAGCUCCGCCACGCCCACCACCAACUCGGAUCGUUGUAGAUGCUUUUGGACGUGAGUACAUUGAGCCACAGCGCCCCACAGUCGUCCGACAUUCUGUUGCUCCUCCCAUGCGAUCUGGAGACCCUGAAGUCAUCUACGAGCGAACGGCACCUAGGGCUGUGUCUAGACACACCGGAGUCGAGUCGUACGAGCAAGGAGGGGCGAUAUAUCGGAGGGCGUCACCAUCGUACAUGCCGAGGAGGGUUGUGACACAGCCUGAGUAUAUCUCGCAAGAUUACAGAGACAGUCGGCAGCGGGAAUACUCAACACGGCCAAUGGCGCCGCCCAACGAGUUUGUCGAGGUAAUGGCGCCGCCAGAGAGGAGACAUGUGGAGGACGGACCGAGGGAGUUUAUUAGCCGGGCGACGAGCGUCCGGCCAGCAGAGCCUGUGCGAUAUGAGGUCUCUCGUGACUAUGCACGGGUCCAGAGCGUACGCCCCGAGGGGCCAGUUCGCCAGUAUCCGGCGAGUGUCCACCCAGAGGCCCGUCGCGAGGCUGCGCAGCCUUACAUGCGAGACUAUGGUUCCCGCCCGGUGGAGGCAGCCGUGGUGCGACAGGAGUAUAGUAUGCGGCCUGUAGAGCGGUAUUACGACCAGGCGAUGCGAGGAGGUGAGGAGAUUGCAUUUAUUGAGAGGCCAAGAGGGGCGACGCAGGAGAUCGUGUACGCAGACGAUGUAAGGAGAGAAGUGUAUCGUUGA
Molecule: messenger RNA, 2529 nt
Organism: Ilyonectria robusta
Lineage: Eukaryota; Fungi; Ascomycota; Sordariomycetes; Hypocreales; Nectriaceae
Exons: 1
Coding region: 1-2529 (842 amino acids)
Source: RefSeq, a predicted model, not a curated record